This is a messenger RNA of Corylus avellana, 3504 nucleotides long. RefSeq names its product Armadillo/beta-catenin-like repeat family protein. Gene Ontology annotation, biological process: protein ubiquitination. Lineage: Eukaryota; Viridiplantae; Streptophyta; Magnoliopsida; Fagales; Betulaceae. The record is from RefSeq and is a predicted model, not a curated record. Gene Ontology annotation, molecular function: protein binding; ubiquitin-protein transferase activity.
UAUAUAAGAUUAACGAAAUUAUUAGUCAUUUUCAGUGGCAAAAUAAUCCCACCACCCUUCAUAAAUGUCAUCUCCUUCUAGAGUAAGUCACAACUCCAGGUUUUGUAAGAUUGGGUGCUCUACUACUCCAGAAGGCCAUUGUGGGCAGCAGCUCCAAUUGGAUGUCGAUCAAGGAAGAUGCAACCCCAAUUAUAGGUCUCUCAGAGUCCAUGUUGGCAUCAAUUUCCGGGAUCACAGUAGCAGUAGUAUGCAUAGAGAUGGAGAAGGAAAACUUUAUUGAAUUUGGAUGCUACCUUUACCGGGCUUCUCUGGCCAUAAUGGAGUUGCUGACAGCUGAGAGCCACCCAGCAAAUGCAAUAGAGAUUCUACGAACUCUAUCCAAAAACGUUGAUUUGGCCAUGGAUGUCAUGAAGAGAUGCGAAGAAGGCAUGGAACCAAUUUCCGAUAAUGAACUGAUAAGCAUCAUAGCACAGCUUGAGGAGGUGAUAAAACACAUGGGAGACUGCCUGAGCCUGAUACCGUCAUCGUCAUUUGGAGAUCAAGAAUAUGCAGAAGUUGCUAUCCGGUCUCUUUCAAAAGAGAUGCAGAAUGCAAAAUUUGGUACAAGCCAAACUCUAGCAAAGACCUACGAGCUUAAUACACAUGGAUUGUCUUUGGAGAAGCAAUUGAAGGAACAAGAGGUAUCAACAGAAAAAGACCUCUACCCCAUUAGUGUUGAGGUUUCUGCAGAAACUCCUCAGUUCUUAAAUAUGCCUCCUGCACGUAAAAGCAGCAGUUCGGACAUCACUAGAAAACAUGGGAAAAUGAGAAGUUCCUUAACAACAUUGCCACAGGUGGAUCAGUACGUAGAGCCUCUUUAUGAAACUUUCUUUUGCCCUCUAACACAGAAGAUCAUGGAUGAACCAGUCACCAUAGGAUCAGGAGUGACCUAUGAAAGGAAGGCAAUAACUGAGUGGUUUGAGAAAUUCAAAAACUCAGAGGAGAUUAUCUGCCCAACCACAGGGAAAAAGCUGGUAAGUACAAAUCUCAACACCAAUAUAGCUCUGAAGUCCACCAUAGAGGAGUGGAAGGAAAGGAAUGAAUCAGCCAGCAUCAAGGUUGCCAAGGCAGCUUUGUCUUUAGCCAGUUCAGAGAGUAUGGUACUCGAAGCAAUAAAAGAUUUGCAAAGUAUCUGCAAAAGGAAACAAUAUAACAGGAUAGAAGUUUUGAGUGUUGGAGUAUUACCUUCGCUCGUAAAAUUUCUAGACUACAAAGACAGAGAUGUUAGAUGUGCAGCAUUGGAACUAUUACGACUACUUGCAGAGGAAGAUGAUGACUGCAAGGAAAUAAUUUCCAAAACAAUGAGUAUUUCAACAGUAAUCAAGAUGCUGUCAAGUAGUCACCAGUCAAUAAGGCAUGCAUCAUUGCUGUUCUUGCUUGAACUUUCAAGAUCCCUAUCUUUGUGCAAGAAAAUUGGGUCGGUUACUGGAGGGAUCCUAACGCUGAUCUCUAUUAAAUACAAACCUUCAAUCGAUGAAUUUGCCUCAGAAAAGGCAGAUGAAAUCCUAAGGAACUUAGAGAGAUCACCAAAUAACAUUAAGCGCAUGGCAGAAUGUGGACUUUUGGAACCUCUUCUAAAUCAACUUACUGAAGGUUGUGAAGAGACGAAAAUGGAAAUGGCGAGCUACCUUGGGGAAAUUGCUCUCGGACAUGACAGCGAAACCUCUGUGGCUGAGAGGGCUUCUUCUCCACUCAUCAAAAUGAUUCAGUUUGGGAAUACUUUGAGCAGAAGGGAAGCAUUUAAAGCUCUAGCUCGAAUCUCAUCGUACGGGACAAAUGGCAAGAUACUAGUGGAAGCUGGAGUCGUGCAAAUUAUGGUUGAAGAGAUGUUCACUAGGAGAAUAUGUGACGAGCCUAUGAACUCCAAAAUAGAAGCAGCUGCAAUACUGGCAAAUAUAUUUGAGUCUGGACUUGACCUUGAGAACCUCCAAGUGAAUAGUCAUGGACACAUCGUGUCUUCCAACUAUUUUGCCUACAACAUCAUCUACAUGCUCAAGAACUCCUCCCCUGAUGAACUCAACAUCAACCAUAUCAGAAUUCUCUUGUGCCUGACGAAGACACCAAAAUCAACAGCCAUCGUUGUCUCAGCGAUCAAAACGACUGAAGCAAGCUACAACCUGACAGGAUUCAUCAAUAAUCCAAAUGAAGAACUUGCGGUACUAACAAUUAAGCUACUGGGUACACUUUCACCCUACAUGGGCCAUAUACUAGUAGAAAGACUCUGCAAAACCAGAGGACAACCUGAGAAUCUAAUCCAGAGACCGACUGACAUAACCCAAAUCACAGAGAGACAUGCAGUUUCAGCAAAAUAUUUAGCACAACUCCCUCACCAAAACCUAACACUCAACCUAGCUCUUCUGAGCAAGAAUGUAGUCGCGACGAUCCUACAAACAAUCAAUCAAAUCCAGAGAAGUGGAACAAGAUCAAGCAGGUAUGCAAGUGCUUACUUGGAAGGCCUGGUGGGGAUUCUAGUCAGAUUCACAGCAACAUUAUAUGAUCCUCAAAUGUUGUUUCUAGCAAGAAACUACAAUUUCACGUUAGUGUUCACAGAGUUGCUCAUGAAAACAUCAAGCGAUGAAGUUCAGAGGUUAUCAGCAAUUGGGUUGGAGAAUCUCUCAUCAGAAUCAAUAAGUCUAUCAAAACCACCACAAAUCAAGAAAGCCAAGUCUAUGAGGUUACCCAAGUUCCUAGCUUUUGGUUCAUCAAAGCGGAGUAAUAUACAAGUGUGCGCAGUUCACCGAGGGGCAUGUUCUUCACAAAACACAUUUUGUUUGAUUGAUGCAAAGGCAGUUGAAAAGCUGUUGGCUUGCUUGGACCAUGAGAAUGUUGAAGUGGCUGAAGCUGCCUUGUCAGCUAUAUGUACGUUGUUGGAUGACAAGGUUGAUGUAGACCAGAGUGUAAACAUGUUGAGUGAAGUAAAUGCCAUAAAACAUGUUCUUAAAUUGGUGAAAGAACACCAGCAAGAGGGUCUGUGGCAAAAGUCACUCUGGGUGAUUGAGAAAUUUUUGGUGAAAGGUGGGGACAAGUCUUCUUCAGAUAUAUCACAGGACAGGUUGUUGCCUGCCACAUUGGUGAGCGCCUUUCAUCAUGGGGAUGGUAAUACGAGGCAGUUGGCUGAGAAGAUUUUGAUGCAUUUGAAUAAGAUGCCAAAUUUCUCUACUUGUUAAAUGAUAUGAUUAAUGCAGAAAUAAUCUCUUUAGUACGCGCGCUCAUAUUGAGCACGAAAGGUUUUAGUUUUUUACCAAGUGAAGAAGUUUUGUAACAGGUCAUACGAACCUUGUAGAGGUGAUUAUUGAGUCCUAGUUGUAAAUGGGUCCCCCAUGUUUUUUAGUUGUGGUUAAUUGGUUUCUUGGUUGUAGGAGUUUGUUUAUAUGUUAGUGUACAUAGAAGUGUUUUGCUAGAUGAAGAAAACGGCCUAUCUUUUGUGCAAUAAUUCCAGCUUUGUCAUCACUUCUUUGACUUGAG